Messenger RNA from Closterium sp. NIES-65, 2508 nucleotides. Lineage: Eukaryota; Viridiplantae; Streptophyta; Zygnematophyceae; Desmidiales; Closteriaceae. The record is from the annotation of a GenBank genome assembly.
AUGUCAUCGUCGGGUCGCAGCAGCAGCAGCAGCAACACCGCCUUCUCCUCCGACCGCAGCGUCGCCAGCAGCGUCGCCAGUUGCUCCUCCGCGCGCGCCCUCCCCUCGCUCCCCCGCCCCGCCGCCGUUGAUUUCUCCGCCCCUGAUUUUGCCGCGCCUGAUACCGCCGCGCCUGAUUCUGCAGCGCCUGAUACUGUCAUUCCUGAUACCACCGUCCCUGGUUCCGCCCCGGAGUCCCCCGCGUGGGACAUCCGUGCAUCUCCCGUCGCGGGUAGCGCGGGCGUGCAGCAGGCGAGUGACGUGUUCAUCCCGUGGCCCGCCCACGUGCGCGCUGCUCUCGCUUCUCCGCAGCAACAGCAGCAGCAGGCCGUUGAGGGAGGAGUGCAGGAAGAGCAGCAGCCGUACUUCUCUCUCUUUCAGCAGCAGCAGUUAUUUGCGUUCCAGCAGCAGCAGGGCGUGCGGCGCACAGGCGACUGCGUGGGAACGUGUCUGACGUCGUUAGAGGUGCUGCUCAACCCCUACUGCGCGCGCACCACGCACCACCUGCCCCUCCACUCGCCCACUUUCUCCAUGGCGUCCAAUUCCUCCGCGCCCUCCACCAACGGCCCCACUCCGCUCGCCCCCUGGCACCACCCGCAGCAGCAGGCGCAGCAGCGGGCGCAGCAGUCGUAUCACCCGCAGCAGCAGGCCUUUCCGCCCCCCCACAGCCUCAUGCCGCCGCCCCAGCCACGCCCAUCACACCAGCAAAACCAUGUCUCUUUUCAGCUGCAGCAGCCUUCGCAGCAGCCUUCGCAGCAGCAGCAGCAGGGGGGGGGCGACAUGGGCGUGGGCAUGGACAUGGAGCUGAGCAUUCAGCUGCCCGCACGGCGCUGGCCGCCCACCCUGGCCGCCGUCACUCCCGGCAGAAGUCUCACCGCCUCCGUGCUCGGCCGCGGCCCCACCCCCAACAUUCGAACGCUGUUCAAUAUAGAGCGCAAGGCGGUGGGCGAGGGGCAGUACGGCAAGGUGUAUGUGUGCACGGAGAAGGCCACGGGCGUGCGCUACGCCUGCAAGACCAUCGCUCGCAGCUCCCUCAUCUCCGUGGAGGAUGUGGAGGAUGUGCGCAUGGAGGUGAGUGUGCUGUUCCGGCUGCAGGGGCAGCCGAACGUGGUGCGCGUGCACAGCACGUACGAGGACCGCCGCGACAUCCACAUCGUCAUGGAGCUCUGCAGCGGGGGCGAGCUCUUCGAUGAGAUCAACCGCCGCUGCGAUGAGAUGACCGUGCCCUACAGUGAGCGCGACGCGGCGAAGCUGUGCAAGGCGGUGGUGCGCGCGGUGCAUUCGUGCCACAGCAGCGGGGUGAUCCAUCGUGACCUCAAGCCCGAGAACUUCCUCUUCUCCUCCGCUGGCGCCGAUGCCGUGCUCAAGGCCGCUGACUUCGGCAUGGCUGCCUACUUCAAACCCGGCGAGGGAUUCACGCGGGUGUGUGGGAGCUGCAUGUACAUGGCGCCGGAGGUGAUCCGCAUCUGGGAGAACCUGGGCAAGCAGCGCUACGGGCCGCCCGUGGACAUCUGGGCGUGCGGCGUCAUCUUCUACAUCCUCCUCGCCGGCAACUACCCCUUCCUGCCGCAAGGCCCCGACCGGUCGGAGAGGGCGUUCAGGCGGGUGAUACUGCAGCCGCAGCGGCUGUUCCGAGAGGCGGUGUGGGGGCGCAUAUCGGCGGACGCCAAGAGCCUCAUCGCCGCCAUGCUGCACCCCGACCCCGCCCUGCGCCCCACUGCACAGCAGGUGCUCGAGCACACGUGGAUAGUGCGGGCGCCGGACGAGCCGUUGGAGAAGGACGUGGUGGACCGCUUCAAGCAGUUCCUCUACGUCAUGCGCCUCAAGAAGGUCAAGAAGGUGGCGCUCCGGGCCAUGGUGGAGGGCAUGGGGGAGGACGACAUCCGCGUGGUGCAGGGCGACUUGGGUCGCCUGGACCCCAACGCCACUGGAGUGGUGCCCAUCGAGGCGCUGCCCCACGCGCUGCACUCGCGCGGCUUCCACGGCCCUGCCGAUGCUGUCGCCAGCAUCAUCCACGAGAUCUGUCUGGACGGCAAGGUGGCGUUUGACUAUGCGGACUUCUUCGUGGCGCUGCUGCAGCUGUGCGGGGUGGAGCAGCAGGAGAACCUGUUCCAGGCCUUCUCCGUGUUCGACCAGGACCUCAGCGGCUACAUCAGCGAGGCCGAGCUGCAGCGCGCCUGUGACAAGUACCGCGUCAACCGCCAAGUGGUGCAGGAGAUGAUGGCCGAGGUCAACCGCGAUGAGGCGGGGCGGGUGGACUACAACGAGUUUGUGGCGAUGAUGCGCAUGCAGGCAGGCGGGGUGAGCCGGCGAACCAUAGAGCGCCACAUGGACAACGGCAGCAUCAAGGAGAUGGACCACGGGGGCGGUGCAUCAGGGCCGUACGAUGGGGACAGCGAUGACAUGCACAGUGAUGCCGCCUGUGCUGCUGCUGAUACCGCCAGUGUUGGCAAUGGAGGCGGGUUCUGA